AUGCAUCUAUCUGCCCCCAGACGUGUUGUGGACAAAUGCACCCCACGGGACAAGUACGCCCGGACGCACGUACAUCUAAAGAGUUCAUUCCUCUCGAGCUCUGAUGAUUUGGGUGUAAAGACCCCCAGCCCACCUUGGGUCCGCGCGUAUAACUCACGACAACGCUCACAGUCUUCCGCAGAUACCCAAGGCUGGAAGCAUCUGCCAACCCCCAUCCGACCAACCUUCCGCCCGCGUGACUAUGCGUCACCACCACUCACUGCGGAUGAUAUUUCUGAGUCGCACUCGAACUCUUUCAAAGUCCUACACCGGUCGCUACAUCACCUUGAUUUUGAUCCAACUUGCCUUGACCGCCUCGAUGAACAGCUCCUCCUUUCUCCAACUGAGUCAUUCGUAGACGUAUGCUACUCUGAAGCUGUCCACGACGAGAAAAUUUCUGUUCCUAUGCUCCAGCCCAUUCAGCCCCGUAUACGUAAAAGCACGAGGUUGUAUGACCGUACAGCUGCCACUGAUGAGGAUCCUUUCCACGAUUGGGAUGAGAACUACUCCGUCAAGUUCAAAAAGGCUCGCAAGAAAGCAUUACCCCCACCCCCACUCCCAGAACUGCCAGAAACGUCGCUUCCCAGAACGAGUCACCAGGACUCAAUGCUAGCUCUUCUGGAGUCACAUAUCCUUUAUCACAAUCCCAACGAAUCUGUUCACUUCUUCCCAGUUUCUACGCAACGUUGCAGCGGGGAAUCGCGAAAAUCCUCUCUCGAAGCUCCCUCUGUCACACCUACGGGGUCGAAUGGCAGAUUCAGACGCAUUUCUGAUGCGCUGACUGGCCGUUCUCGAAGGCCAACUGCUUAA
Messenger RNA from Suillus clintonianus, 849 nucleotides. RefSeq lists its product as uncharacterized. Lineage: Eukaryota; Fungi; Basidiomycota; Agaricomycetes; Boletales; Suillaceae. The coding region runs from base 1 to 849 and encodes 282 amino acids. The transcript has 3 exons. The record is from RefSeq and is a predicted model, not a curated record.